ACAAGAAGGUAACGCUCGUUUCCAACUUAACUGUUUACCGUUGUCAUUUAAAAGAUUAACAAUGUCGUUUGUAAAGACCGUGAAAACUAUUGUUUUACUAUCUUUUCCUAAAAAAAUUUCAAAUUUAGCAGUUCCUAGGGUGGCAAUGAAAAGUAGUGUAAUAAAACCUAGUGUUUAUUCCUCAGUUUUUCUUCCAACAAGAUCAAUGGCAGAAGGACAAAAAACGAAGACAGUUGCAAUUGAAGAGCUGCUUGCUCUUGCUGAAAAAAUGUCCGACCCUUCGGUCAAUGCUUUAAUAAUUGAUGUGAGAGAGCCAAACGAAAUUAGUGAAACGGGUAUCAUCCCUGGUGGAGUUAAUAUCCCUUUAGGAACUGUGAAAGCCGCUAUGGAACUGCCUCCUGAUGAAUUUUUAAGCAAAUAUGGAAAGAAAAAGCCGGAUUUGGAUACAAAAAUUAUCGUGUCCUGUCGUUCCGGGAAAAGGAGCACUGAUGCUUACCAGUGCCUAGAAAAACUUGGUUAUACAAACUUGCUCAACUAUGAUGGUGGAUGGCUGGGCUACGACAAAUACAAAAAAGAGAAGUGUUCAUAAAUAUUUACCUAUGAGACAUUAUUUUAUGUACAAAGUAGUGUAACAAGAGAAUAUAAAAAAUACAAAAA
This is a messenger RNA of Cimex lectularius (bed bug), 657 nucleotides long. RefSeq names its product putative thiosulfate sulfurtransferase, mitochondrial. The transcript is spliced from 4 exons. Bases 62 to 589 code for a protein of 175 amino acids. Gene Ontology annotation, cellular component: mitochondrion. Gene Ontology annotation, molecular function: thiosulfate-cyanide sulfurtransferase activity. Lineage: Eukaryota; Metazoa; Arthropoda; Insecta; Hemiptera; Cimicidae. The record is from RefSeq and is a predicted model, not a curated record.